Molecule: messenger RNA, 2097 nt
Organism: Penicillium griseofulvum
Lineage: Eukaryota; Fungi; Ascomycota; Eurotiomycetes; Eurotiales; Aspergillaceae
Product: flavin monoamine oxidase family protein
Exons: 1
Coding region: 1-2097 (698 amino acids)
Biological process (GO): amino acid catabolic process
Molecular function (GO): polyamine oxidase activity; L-amino-acid oxidase activity
Source: RefSeq, a predicted model, not a curated record
AUGCUCGGCAAAUCCUCUCUUACAGUGGCGACGCUGGUCGCCCAGGCUUUUCCUGGACUUGGAGCGAUCAUUGAACGAGAAACGGUCAAAGUAACAACCUCCGAGACAGUUCGAGGUGGUGAACUAGCCAAUAUUCAUCUCAACUGGCUUAAUCAACCGCCGAGUUUGAUCGAAUCUGUCUACGCGCCCUGUGAUGGCGACGAUUCAUUGACAAAGGGGCAAAUCAUCGGACGGUUUUCAAUUCACGAUCAUCCUCCACAGCGACUAGCUUGGGUGGUUCCAGAGGAGGCUGCAACGCACCACUGUGUUUACAUAUAUGGAGUUGACGACUCAGAUGUGACGCAAAAGGUCUUGGGCAAAAGUGGCCCUGUUUCCUUGCAGAAGAAGCAGAACAAACGAUCCACGGCAGACAUCGAUAUCCCACUGCUGAAAGACUUUGAUGCGCAGGGAGCAUGGUUCGAUGGAGUCGCCAAAAUCAAGGCCAAAGUGAAAAGUGAUGGGGGAGUUGCUUCAAAGAACUCGCCAAAGAAUACCUCGAUCGCGAUUGUUGGAGGCGGGAUCUCCGGACUUGCAACAGGGUUGAUGCUGGACAGCGUCGGUGUACACAACUGGGAGAUCAUCGAAGCCAGCGGCCGUGUUGGUGGCAGAUUUCGCACAAAAUAUGUCGCGGACACUCAAGAAUGGGCUGAGAUGGGACCAAUGCGACUCCCAUAUUCGGUCACCUACAAAGACGACAAUGAGACACUCCUAUAUUCUGAUCAUCAGUUGACUUUCCAAAUGGCCGAGAUCUUGAACAACAUGAAUAGGAAUGACUCGCAGUGGAAAAUUGAUUUUAUCCCUUGGAUCCAACACAGUCCCAAUGAGUUGUAUGCUCGAGACACUCGCCGCCACCCAGAUGGAAGAAUCCCAACUCGCGCUGAGAUAGAGGAGGACCCCAGCCUGAAGGAUCCUCCAGGAAUGACAAGUGCCGAAUAUACCAACACCAAGAACCAGAUGGAAAAAAUCCUGAAAGAUGAAAAGACUCUCAAGUCUCUUCAGAAAGAUGUCUGGAGAGCCCACAAGACGGCCAUGGACCAGGGGCUCGAUGACUGGAGUGAACAGGCAAUGAUGCGACAUGUCUUCAAAGCAAGUCAAAAUGUCACCGACGAAAUCUGGACAUCAUCCGACUACGAUGUGUUCUGGGAUGAGCUUCAUCACAACUCCAACCUCGGCCUAGAUGGAAGCAAGGACAGUAUAGGCGAAACAGAAUGGCUCUGUAUUGAUGGGGGAUUUAACCGCCUGUCCGACGCCUUUCUUCCUCACGUCCGCGACAGACUUACUCUCAAUCGAAAAAUCCGGAAACUAGAGCCAGUCAAGGGAAGUGAUGGUCACACUCGCACUCGAUUGUCAUGGUACCCCAAUACCUCAAAUCGCACCUUCGAGUCCAAAGAGUAUGACUACACAAUCAUGUCAGCACCAUUCACCAUGACCCGCUUCAUGGACCUGCCUAAAUUCUCAUCCGUCCUAGACCGCGCAAUCAGCGAAGCAGGUCUGCGAUUCAAGUCCGCAUGCAAAGUAGCCCUACUAUUCUCCGAGCGAUUCUGGGAAAAGGGCGACCGACCAAUUUUUGGCGGUUACUCCAAGCCAUCAAGCAACUCAGUUGGUGCGCUCUACUACCCAGUCUAUGGACUCAACGAGUCUCGGCCAGGUCUAAUCAUGCACUACCGAGGCGGUGAUUGGAGCGACCGGUUUGUGAGUUUCUCGGACGAAGAACACGUCCAGACAGUGCUGGAUUCAAUUGUCAGCCUGCACGGUGAACAAGCGCGCGAUCUUUACACAGGAGAUUAUGAGCGUCUUUGUUGGCUCGAGGAUGAACAUACUGCGACUUCUUGGUGUCGGCCGGAUGUUGCACAGCAUGAGUUAUACAUUCCGACUUACCAUCAGACGGAGCAUAACACUAUUUUUAUUGGUGAGCACACAGCACCAACUCAGGCUUGGGUUAGCUCCUCGCUGCAUUCUUCUGUUCGUGGGUCGGUUCAAUUGUUGUUGGAGUUGGGUUUAGUGGACGAGGCGAAGGAACUUAACCAACGAUGGAUGGGGAGAUGGAUCAAGCUAUGA